Molecule: messenger RNA, 798 nt
Organism: Procambarus clarkii (red swamp crayfish)
Lineage: Eukaryota; Metazoa; Arthropoda; Malacostraca; Decapoda; Cambaridae
Source: RefSeq, a predicted model, not a curated record
AUGUGUGCUACAGGCACCAGUGUGCUACAGGCACCAGUGUGCUACAGGCACCAGUGUGCUACAGGCACCAGUGUGCUACAGGCACCAGUGUGCUACAGGCACCAGUGUGCUACAGGCAACAGUGUGCUACAGGCACCAGUAUGCUACAGGCAACAGUGUGCUACAGGCAACAGUGUGCUACAGGCACCAGUGUGCUACAGCCACCAGUGUGCUACAGGCAACAGUGUGCUACAGGCAACAGUGUGCUACAGGCACCAGUGUGCUACAGGCACCAGUGUGCUACAGGCACCAGUGUGCUACAGGCACCAGUGUGCUACAGGCACCAGUGUGCUACAGGCACCAGUGUGCUACAGGCACCAGUGUGCUACAGGCACCAGUAUGCUACAGGCAACAGUGUGCAACGGGAACCAGUGUGCUACAGGCACCUGCACCUGUGUGCUACAGGCACCAGUGUGCUACAGGCACCAGUGUGUUACAGGCACCAGUGUGCUACAGGCACCAGUGUGCUUCAGGCAACAGUGUGCUACAGGCACCAGUGUGCUACAGGCACCAACGCCAGUGUGCUACAGGCACCAGUGUGUUACAGGCACCAGUGUGUUACAGCCACUAGUGUGCUACAGGCACCAGUGUGCUACAGGCACCAGUGUGCUACAGGCACCAGUAUGCUACAGGCACCAGUGUGCUACAGGCACCAGUGUGUUACAGGCACCAGUGUGUUACAGGCACCAGUGUGCUACAGGCACCAGUGUGCUACAGGCACCAGUGUGCUACAGGCACCAGUAUGCUACAGGCAAUUAA